CAUGGAGAACACUCGAGGGGUUGCUUGAGCCGUUGCAGCCGCGCCUGAGAGGAACACGCCCACUUGAUCAUGCACGCUGCACUCGCGCUGCUGUCUGCCCUGGUGGGCGCUGCCCUGGCGGGUAACAUUGGUGCUGGCGGCGGAGGCUACUCGAGAGGCGGAUACGCCGGCGGAUCCCUUGGCGGCUACGGAGCUGCUGGCUAUGGUUCUUCUGCUGGCGGCUACGGCGUUGACAGCAUCGGCGGCCAUCACGCUGGUGGCUACGGCGGCGGUCUCGGAGGCGCCGGCCCUGCUGCGGGAGGCGCUGCAAAGACGGCUCACGGAUAUGGCUACUCCUCCGGUGGCUACAGCCUAGACGGUGUAGGCCACCAUGGUGGCUACUCUGGCGGGGGCUUCGCGCCCGUUGGAGGAUACGGCGGAGGUUCAAGCUACGGAAGGGCAGCAGGUGGAUACAGCGGCAGUACUGGUGGCUACGGUGGCGACGGCACCGGUAGCAGUUAUGGCGGAGCACCGGGUGGCCUUUCGGGAUACGCAAAGUCUAAGGCUAAUAAGCAUUCCGGAAGCCGGUACAGUGGCGCGUCGCUCUUCGGCGCUGCUGGACCGAGUGGUGGCAUUGGAGGCGUUAGGCUCACUGGUGCUGGACUAGGGGGCUACGGCAACGAAGGAGGAAUUACCGGUGCCGGACUCGUUGGAGUAGGAUACGCUGGCGGCGCUGGAGCUGGCAGAGGAGGAAGCACCGCUGCAGCUGUUCCUGGUGGAAUCGCGGGCAACGCGGUGACCAUACCGGCCAAGGUUAUUGUUCUGAAAGUCCCACUAUCCGACAGCGAGGGCGGGGGCUUCCCUCGUGGGACCUCAGCCGGCGGGUUUGUGCCUUCCGGCGGAGGAUACGGAGGAGCGCCAUCCAGCGGAGGGUACGGAGGAGGUUCAUCCGGCGGAGGAUACGGAGGAGGUUUGUCCGGUGGAGGAUACGGAGGAGGUUCGUCCGGCAGAGGAUACGCAGGAGGUUCUUCCGGCGGAGGAUACGGAGGAGGUUCGUCCGGCGGAGGAUACGGAGGCGGUUUGUCCGGCGGAGGAUACGGAGGAGGGCCCUCCGGAUACGGACCGUCGUCGGGCGGAUAUGCAAGCGUGGGCCCAGCUGUGUCCGCUGGUCUGGGCGGUAACCACCACGGAAGCUAUGGCACAGGUCUGUCGAACGGCGUGCACCACGGAGGUGGUGGACUCGGUGCUGGUGCAAAUCACCACAAUGCUGGAAGUGGUCUUGGAGGCAGCCUCGGUGGAGGAAAGGGCAGUUACGGAUCAUCAGGUUACAUCGGCAAGGGCGUAUUCGAUGGAGGACAUCACGGUGGGCUCAGUGUGAAGGAUGGCUAUGCAGGAGCUGGAGCAAACGGUGGUGGUCUCGCUGGAGGUUACGGUAGCAGCUACGGAGGUGGACCUUCCGAAGGCCACCGUGGCAGUUACACCGGUGGUUACGGUGGAGCGGGGGGCUAUCCGGGAUCUGGUACGCAUGGCUCUGGCGCCGGCAAAGCUGCCUUUGGAGGAGCGCAUCACGGUGGCGGCGGCCAAAGAGAAUCCAAGGGCGGCGGCGGCGGCUACGGUGCUUCAAAGGGUGGUUACUGGUGACUGCUUCAUUCAUUGGUAUCAUGCUUUAGCGCUCGACAUGCCUAGCUUCACCAGCGAAAGAACUCGCCACCGACUACAGCUUUCAUGCAACUGUUUGACUGUAGAGUAUCGAAACUGCUUUUCGAUGUGUUUUGUUGCGCGAAAGAUUGUGACGUGUGCCUCUAGGAGCUCGUGUGCCUCUCGUGAAAGAAUGUGAUCUUUUGAUGUUUCCUUCUUGUACAGUAAAUUUUACACACAGAAGAGAUACCUACUUUAUUUGAUUCUGUUAUCUGUUUGCUUUCAUGGUCACAUAACGAGUAUUAUCACUUCUAAGUGAUCAGCUAGCUAGCUGGGCAUCGUAGGUGUAUGUGCAAACGUACGAGUUGUGCGCAAGUGUCUGCAAGUGUGUGACUGCGUAAUUUAACUGCGAGUGAAUAAACACCCGAUGGCUACCUUUUCGUCUA
Dermacentor andersoni is the source of this 2063-nucleotide messenger RNA. RefSeq lists its product as uncharacterized. NCBI's taxonomy places the organism in Eukaryota, Metazoa, Arthropoda, Arachnida, Ixodida, Ixodidae. The record is from RefSeq and is a predicted model, not a curated record.